CGCAUCGCAGUGAAGUGAGUGACAUUUUAAAGACGUCAUAUCUAAUAAUUGACAACCCUGAUAAGAAACGUCAAAAAACAGCAACAGUUUCGUUGGUUUAUCGAGAAUUUGAUAAAAUCCAUUAUUUUAAUUUCUUUGUUUUCAUUUUGAUGUCACAAUUCAGGUAGACUUAUUGCAACAUGACGGAGGAAAAUAUAACUGUGAGUGAUAAUUCGGAUUUAGAAGAGGGCGGAAAUCCCGAACUUCGUGGAUACUUGAGUAAAUGGACAAACUACAUUCACGGUUGGCAGGACAGGUUUAUUGUUUUGAAGGAUUCUACGCUAUCGUAUUACAAGAGUGAAUUGGAUAGUAAUCUUGGAUGUCGCGGUGCGUUAUGCUUGAAAAAAGCUAAAGUGAAGCCUCACGAGUUUGAUGACUGCAGAUUCGAUGUGUCCGUCAAUGAUUGUGUUUGGUACUUGCGAGCGACCAACCCGGAGGAAAAGCAGCAAUGGAUCGACGUACUCGAGUCGUUCAAAGUCGAAUCAGGAUACGGAACUAGUUCAGACAGCAGCUCCAAUGGCGGAGGAUUACGGAGACACGGCUCGCUCACAUCACUACAGUCCACGGGGUCGCAUGGACGCACGACCCGCCGGCUCAUCGAAAAAAUAUCCGAACUGGAGACCUACAACGAGCUGUUGUCGAAGCAGGCAGUUCAAUUGCAGCAAUACUUCGACAUGUGCAUCGCUUCGUAUCCGCAGAUCGACGACCUGAACGAAGCGAUCGAUGCUGUCAAACUCGCUGAUGGUAACGCGCUGAGCCUGCACGCGGGCGAGGUGCGCGCGACGAGCGCGUCGUUCCGCGCCACGUGCGGCGCCACGCUCGCCACGCUGCAGCACUGCGUCGAGCUGCUGCGCCGGCGCGAGAAACAGGCGCGCCAGGCCGAGGAGCUUUACAUGGCUCUGAAGAAUCAAUUAACUGAAGCCAGACUUGCUUCGAAACCGGGUCCCGAUCACGAGGAGGGCCCGCACUCGACCCUGCCGGACGACGAGUUCCACGAUGCGAUCGAGACGGGCUUCGACAAGAUGGAAGAAGAGACGCGGUGCGCACGCGCAGCCGCCGCCCCCGCCGUGCACACGCGCGACCAGGUCGAGUUGCCGCCGCCCACUAUUGAUAACCGCCUCACCGUGCACCCGCUUUGGACAGAGAUCGAUAGGAUAUCAACAGAACAAAUGCAAGCUGCAUUUGAAGGUGUCGGCGGCGAGAUAGGCUGGCAGUUGUUCGCCGAGGAGGGCGACAUGAGGAUGUAUAGAAGGAAGGCGUACGGAGCAAUUGGAGUGCAGGAUUCCUAUAGCUUAGAUAAUAUUUCGCCGGGAUAUGCCAAAAAUCUUAAAAGCCAGGAGAUGGAAGUGGACGGCAUGGUGAUGGACCCUUUGAAGGCCAUGCACAAGGUGCGCGGCGUGUCGGCGCGAGAGAUGUGCCAUUACUUCUUCAACCCCAGAUACAGAUACGAGUGGGAGACGACGCUCGAGACGAUGACGAUAGUGGAGGAGGUGUCGUCGGACGCGAUGGUGUUCCACCAGACGUUCAAGCGCAUCUGGCCGGCGUCGCAGCGGGACGCGCUGUUCUGGUCGCACGUCCGCGCCGCGCCGGGGAACACCUACGCCGUCAUCAACCACUCCACCACCAACCAGGAAUAUCCGCCAAACAGUGGGGCGUGCAUUCGUUUGUUCGUGACGGUAUGCCUCGCGUGUCGCAGCUCGUACCCGGCGGGAGAGGAGCCCACGCGAGAGAACAUCACCACUAGCAUCGCUUACUGCAGUACAGUGAACCCUGGCGGCUGGGCGCCGGCGGGCGUGCUGCGCGCCGUGUACAAGCGCGAGUACCCGAAGUUCCUCAAGCGCUUCACGGGCUACGUGGCCGAGCAGUGCCGCGACAAGCCGCUCGCCAUCUAGCGCACGCGCCCGCGGCGGGGACACUGCGCGAGCGCACCGCGGACGCACUCUUGAUGUAUUUUAAUGUUAAAACAUAUAGGAAUUACAAAUGUUGUCGGUUUUGUUGACGGUGGGUUUUAAGUGUUUUUCGAACGGUGUAUACUUUCCUGGUGGGUGAUGCUGGACAUUUGUGGUGAAUCGAGUUUUGGUGUGUGACGUCACGUCACGAUAUGUAAACACGCAUGUGCAUUAUGUAUAGCUGUCUGUUAUAAAUUUGAUGUAAAUGUAUAGUAUUCCCAAUGGGGGUCCCGCACUGAUAUCUUUGGCACUUAUUCGUAGUGUCUGUGAUCUCAAAGACACUUAGGGUAAGACUUCACUCGGUUAUGUCGACAAGAUAUAUUGUUAUAAAAAUGAACAAAUUCAAUAAAUCUACGUAGUGUCGAGUGUUUGUAUUGUCGAUAAAAUUAAGUAGAAAUUUCAUCGAUAACAUAAUUCAAUAAAAAUCUUGCCGUCUUACAUCAUUGUUUUGAACUGAAUUUAAAUUCGGUAGGAAUGGUACAAAGAGUACAUAUUUUAACUUCAUGAGAUAUCAUAAUUGUUAAAUAAUCGUUUCAAAGCUUUAGUCGGGAGUUUUUUAAGCAAAUACCGUAACUAAGGCAAUUUAUUAUUAGUUAGGGAAUGUCGACAUUGAAUUUUUCAAUUUGUUACCGAUUUUAGUAACUGGAAUUUAAUGAUUUAAAAUAUACAUUCAGAUGGUCAGAAAAAAAUUGUGCUCUAUGUGGCAAAAGGCGUGCAGGUAUCACUUUACAUUGGAUGUAUGUAUAAGCUCUUCGAAAUGUCGAUAGUCCCGUCUCUGUUUAACGUAGGGUUAUCACUAACGGCCGAUUUUUAUAAACGAUCUCAGAACUUCGCAUCAAUAGCAAAAAAAAAAACAAAUUAAGUAUGCAUCUCUCUCUCUUCAAUGGUCUCAUUAUUGAGGAUCGUGACUCAAUUAUCUGCAUAGUAGUAUUUCCAUCGGCUGCGGUCUCCUGCUUGAUGAAGUGCUGCUUAUAUAAUUUUUGUUCUAAUCGUUUAGUUUUUGCUAUUGAUGUUAUAGAAUUUUUUAUUAGGUUCCGGCAAAGGCAAGAAUAUAACAAAUUGUCUUAGUUACGGCAGUAAUAAAUGAUUGGCAAGGGUAAUGGAAGGUGAGAGAACGUGUUCAGUAGGAAUAGUGGGGAAUAUAAUAUGUACCUUAUAUAGCAACGUGUAUAUGUACAGGGUGAGUGCUAUCGGACCGCUUCGAUAGUCUCUGGACUGAUUCAUCCGCGAUUCUCGACUCUAUCUCCAUGGAUAUUUCAUUGUGUACAUGUUGCUGGAACGCAUGUUUUAUGUUUGUUUUGUGUUUGUGUUUUUAAUGUCUUGUUCAUAUAACGCAGUGACCUAAUUUAGUUGUAUCUGUGGUUACAAUAUACAUGCGUUGUUAUACGAUAUAUGAAAACAAUAUUAAAAGCAUAACCACUAUUAUAUAAUGACCUGAUAAAUUCGGUCCUUUAAGACGAUUGCAGGACGCACUCUAGGGUUAUACAAACGAAUUAAGAAGGCAUUCGGUAAUGUUAGUGUACCGACAUAAGAUAAUGUUAUAUUUAUUUUGUUAUGUUACUAUUUAAUUUUGAUGCACACAUCCAUUCCAUCAUAAGCAAUGACAAUGUAAAAUAUUUUGUAAAAAAAAUAUAAAAAUCUUUGUGUCCAAUAGAAAUAUCUAUAAAUCUUUGAUCAUAAGAUAAUUAAGCCUUAACUUUGAUGUGAAA
Molecule: messenger RNA, 3697 nt
Organism: Manduca sexta (tobacco hornworm)
Lineage: Eukaryota; Metazoa; Arthropoda; Insecta; Lepidoptera; Sphingidae
Gene: cert
Product: ceramide transfer protein
Exons: 13
Coding region: 180-1931 (583 amino acids)
Biological process (GO): ER to Golgi ceramide transport
Cellular component (GO): Golgi apparatus
Molecular function (GO): phosphatidylinositol-4-phosphate binding
Source: RefSeq, a predicted model, not a curated record